Molecule: messenger RNA, 2785 nt
Organism: Magallana angulata
Lineage: Eukaryota; Metazoa; Mollusca; Bivalvia; Ostreida; Ostreidae
Exons: 3
Coding region: 76-1350 (424 amino acids)
Source: RefSeq, a predicted model, not a curated record
UAAACAUCCGGGGUUGGGUAACAUUUCUCUGAUCAUGCUGAUGUAGGUUUUAUACUUCGCGUCUCAGACAAAGUGAUGACAAAUCUCUUUAGAUGUAGAAAAAUAGCGCGUUUGUUCGUUGGUGGGAAUAACAGACUUUUGUUAUCCUGUUAUGGAAGGACAUUUUCUUCAAAACAAGUAGGAAGAGAUGCUCUGAAGCUCAUUAAAGAAGGUUUAGAUCAGAAAGAUGAUGUGAAAUUUCUUCCACUUCACCUUGAGAAAUGCUUAUUCAAGCAGAGCUUUUCCAGUGCAGUUAUAAAGUUCGACAAAUUCUGCGUAGAUGAAAAUGGAAUUUAUCAAACCCCGGAUUAUGCUGGGAGUACAAUCACACCUGUUGUUUCAUUUCAAUCAUUUUUUGAAAGAGGAUAUUCCUUGCUUCGGCGGUUUGUUACUGAAGGUCUUAAUGAGGAUGACGACGAAGGAACACGUUUAGCUUUGUUGAGUCUGUUGCAGUUUCUCACAAGAAAAGGUUACCAUGAAUCUUGUCUUAAAAGUCAAAACACUGAUCGGCCCUAUGAAAAACUUGAAGCAACUGAAGCAUACUCGGCUGUUUUGUUGACCAUUCAUUUGUUAUCGCAGUUGGUAACUGGCAACGAUUACAUCAUCAGUUCGGAUUAUUCCUUCAAACCAUUUUUCUGUCCUUGCUCCAAAGACUGUGGAAAGAGAGUAAAUUAUGGUCCAACAGGAUUAGGCUUUGAAAAAAUAUGGUAUGGCCGUCCAGACAUUGUUUUGCUGUCCUCUAGUUCAAAUAUUGUAUUUUGUGAGCGCAUGCUGGAGGAAGACUCAAAAGAGCUGGAUUUAGUUACCGAGGAAUUUACAAUGAUUGAAGACAUUGAACAAUCAGAAAUAAUUGAAGAGAAGGUGAAUAGUCGCCACAGUGACCAGCAAAUUGUUUCACAAACAAUUACUUCCUCAGUAUACCAGUUCAACAAGAGUAAUUUGACUUUAGUUCCCUCCCUGUUGCUGACACCGUCAAGCUUCUCUAUUUUUUGUUAUGAUCCUGUCAAUGAUGUUCUGCUUAGAUCUAGACAAACAGGUUCACUGUGGAAUACUGAGAAUGCAUAUGAAUUUAACAUGUCAGCAAUUCUUAAAAUUUGGAUGGUGGUUAAUCAUGCAAUAUUCAAACCAAGUAUUAAUGAAAAUCAUUUGAAACUGUUAAGGAACAGUUCUAAUUUUCACAAUUUGUUAGCUGCAGAAGGAUUAUCAAUGAAAGAAAUGUCAAAAAAAAUUCAAUUUAAAUCUCACUUCAAAAACACAGAUUUCAAAUGGGAUUCAAAAAGAAUUAAUAAUGUAGAGUUAGAACUACAGUGAAACCUCAAACACAUCUACACCCCCUCCCCCCAAUGUAGCAACUGAUUACAUGGCUGUACAAAUCAUGUAAUGUUUAACAUUAAAUAUUCAUAUAUGUACACCUACUUUCUGCAAAAUCAUAAUCAUUUAAUUUAUUUCAAUAUAUGAAUGUUAAAACCCAAAAUGAUGUCAUUAUAAUCUAUCCCAAAUUGUUUAUGCAGCACAUUUUGUUUAUUUGAUUAAUGUAUUUAUUUAUUUAUUAGACUUCAAAGAACAUGUAUAUUCAUUUAUCAAUAGUAUUGAAAAUUAUCAACAUUUCCUCUUUGAAACCCUUGUCAGUCAUACAGGGCUCUUGCCUAAUUCUGAAAUCAUGCAUCAAAAGCACUUAUUUUGAUGUUUCCAAUGCAAAACCCUAUUUAUAAGGUCACUUGAGCUGAAGGCUAAGGUGAGCCUUUCUGAUCAAAUUUAUCUGUUGAAUGUAGAUGUCUCCUUGUCAUGAUAAAUUUAUAUAAUUAUCAUCAUUUUAUCCAGAGCUACCAGCUCAUUUCAACCAAGCUUGAUUAAGCUUCAUUGGGCCAAAGGAAUUGAUUUCAAAUUGAAAUCAUUAUCAUAAUUUUUUUUGUGGGAAGGGGGGUGGUUGAGACAAUUUUAAAGAAUUAAAAUAAAUGAAAAUCUAGUAAAAUGUUUUUCAGAGUUAUGCCAGUUGGCUAUUAUUGCUUAGAUGAGCAUUGUGUCCCCAGAGUUUCUUGUCCCAUAGCCAUUAUUUUAUAACCAGACUAGAGUUUGAUGUUGGACCUUUUAAUUAUACAUGCAGUCUAAUGAGUGAAUAUUAUUUAAAGCCUAAUUAUUUCUAAAAAUCAAAUAAAUGAGAAGAAUGUACUGCAUAGACAACUUGGGACAGAGUUUAUAGAUAUAUUUUGGUUUUUCUAAAACGUCAUAGUGUUACAUUGUACUGAGUAAGUUACCAAAUGAAUUGUGUACAUUCCAGGUAUAUUUCUCUGUAGAGAAGAGGACAGACAGACAUGUAACUCUCAUUCACUUAUAAUUGCAGACCCUUAAUUUUUUGUAUUCUGGAACAUGUAAAUGAUUGGCCCGUUUGCUGACUAACCAAUAUUUUCACAUAAUUUCACGAUUCACUGUACAUAACAGACAAAUUCAGAGAUUUUCAUUGUAAAUAUACCGAUGCAAGAAGUUGUGUGAUUGUAAUAUUUGUUAACCAUGCAGGUUUAAUGGAUGUAUGGAUAUUACAGUUACUUAAUUUUUUUUUUCACAAGAAUUAUGAUGGUGCUUAUUACAUGUGUAUAAUAUUUGUACCUGAAAAAAAUCAAAAGUAAGGUGGCAUACUUUGGAUUUCAUUGCCCAGUGUUUUGCACAGCAGUGUAAAAUUUUACGAAGUUAAUUACUGUUUAAAAAAUGUUUUUGAAUUCUUUAAUCAAAUAAAACAUUUCAACAAAUA